CUGAGGCAGUUUAGCACAGGGGGAGUGAAAGAAAAGAAGAAGAGGAAAGAAAAGAAAAAGAAAGGGGGACAGAAACGAGGCACGUCCUUAAAGUGUAGUGAGGAAUGCGCACAUAGCUCUCCUCCAUCCUCCGCUGGUUCGCCUUUUCCUCCCCUUCUCUCCUCGGAGGGGGGAGCAGGUUUGGUCUGGGCUAGGCUGGAGACAUGAGCUAAUUGUAUCCUGAUCUUUUUUGCCUUGAGGGGUCUCGAAGCCCCGGAGCGAGUCUCCCUCUCGGUUUUGUUCCGUCUACCUCAGCCGAGCUAUUGCAUUUCUCUCUGGCGUGGCGCGGGAGGCAGAUCGAGGGCGAAAAGGGAGGAAAACACGGGGGGAGAGAAGGAGCGGAGCAGGAAGAAGAGAAGAAGACGAGGCAACUUUUCUGUCCAUCCAUGUUUCAGGAUAACCGCUCAAGUAUGUCCAGGCCGAUGAUCACCAGGUCCCCAGCGUCUCCUCUCAGUAAUCAGGGCAUCCCCACCCCGGCCCAGCUCACCAAGUCCAACGCUCCAGUGCACAUCGAUGUGGGCGGACACAUGUACACCAGCAGCCUAGCCACACUAACCAAGUACCCAGAGUCCAGAAUUGGCCGUCUUUUUGAUGGCACGGAGCCCAUUGUUUUGGACAGCCUGAAGCAACACUACUUCAUCGACAGGGACGGUCACAUGUUCCGCUACAUCCUCAACUUCCUCAGGACGUCCAAGCUCCUCAUCCCUGACGACUUCAAAGACUACAGUCUGCUGUAUGAAGAAGCGAGGUAUUUUCAGCUGCAGCCGCUGCUGGCCGAGCUGGAGCGCUGGCGGCACGAACGUGAGCUGAACCGGCUCUCGCGGCCGUGCGAGUGCGUGGUGGUUCGUGUGGCUCCGGACCUGGGCGAGCGGAUAACGCUGAGUGGGGACAAGGCCCUGAUUGAAGACGUCUUCCCCGAGAUCGGAGACGUCAUGUGUAAUUCAGUGAACGCCGGCUGGAACCACGACUCCACACACGUCAUCCGCUUCCCCCUCAACGGCUACUGCCACCUUAAUUCCGUACAGGUUCUGGAGCGGCUGCAGCAGCGCGGCUUUGAGAUCGUGGGCUCGUGUGGAGGAGGUGUGGACUCGUCUCAGUUCAGCGAGUACGUCCUGCGGCGCGAGCUCCGGCGGGCCCAGCGUGGACUCCAGAGUAACAGGAUAAAACAGGAGCAGCUGGACUAGAGACCUAGCAGGGCCAAAAACUGCCCCACAGGCCUACAGAACAAAAAAUAGCCCCAAAGGGCCCCAGAAGGCACCAGACAUUUUAGCAGUUGCCAAGCUCUCCACAAAGGUCGGACAUUUGUCAGUCUUGAUUUUUUUUUUAAAACAAGGGGAAACCAGAGGAGGCAAGCUUUUAUGGUUUGUUAAUCCUGGAAGAAGAUUCAGCGUAUUCCACAACUCCUAAUGACCUCUGGGGCAACUGUGACUGUCCACUUGAGGACUUCGUUGAAAGCAUUGUCCCUUAUCCGCAUUAAGUUUGUUUUAAAACUUUGAAAUUUCAGCAGGUGAACCACAACAAACAUUAAGACAACCUUAAAGAAAGUGUGUUCUGUUUGCAGUGCUAUAUACAGUAUAUAUAAAUAUGUAUAUAUUUUGCUAUUUCAUAUAAAAUUGACUCAUGGAUAAUCUUCCUAACCCCUUAAAGAAGGUGCCGACAUCGUGGGUGGUGUUUCUUGAUAUCUGAUACUGAUUGGUUGACUAUCCAAACACAAGAAGGUGACAAAGUUUCCUUUUAAAUCUGCACUUUUUUCUCUUAGCAGAUUAUUUGGCUUUUUUUGCUUGUUUUUUUACAUAUUAGAAAGUGCGAGCAAAGACCGUGUACUUAUUUACCACCAAUUUUCUGAAAUGUGUCAUUACAGAUUACGAUAUGUGAGAUUUUAAAAUGGAGAUAAGACCUUUACUGUGCUUACUCAAUAUGAAGAUUAUGAGAUUUACAUCCACAGUAACGUAAACCCCGAUUUAAAACACAUCGAACGUCACUCGUUUAUUUUUAAUUUAUGAUUUCAUAUGAUGUUUAUACAUAAGCUGCAAUAUCUUUUUAUUGUCCAUGAACAUGUACGUGUUUUCUUUGGCAUUGAACCUCCUUCUGACUGAAUUUGUAACGGCCCGCAUUAAAUGCAGGUUCUUCUCUAUCUCUCAAACUGAGAAAGUUAUGUUGGUUUCACAACAAGCCCAACUUGCUGAAAUAAUGAAGAAUGUAGCAAAAAAUGUGAAAUAAAUUGGUCCAAAUUAUAUUCAA
Messenger RNA from Pygocentrus nattereri (red-bellied piranha), 2280 nucleotides. RefSeq names its product BTB/POZ domain-containing protein KCTD1. The record is from RefSeq and is a predicted model, not a curated record. The coding region runs from base 426 to 1223 and encodes 265 amino acids. Gene Ontology annotation, cellular component: nucleus. Gene Ontology annotation, molecular function: transcription factor binding; transcription corepressor activity. Gene Ontology annotation, biological process: protein homooligomerization; negative regulation of DNA-templated transcription. NCBI's taxonomy places the organism in Eukaryota, Metazoa, Chordata, Actinopteri, Characiformes, Serrasalmidae. The transcript has 5 exons.